Molecule: messenger RNA, 3031 nt
Organism: Artibeus jamaicensis (Jamaican fruit-eating bat)
Lineage: Eukaryota; Metazoa; Chordata; Mammalia; Chiroptera; Phyllostomidae
Gene: TINCR
Product: TINCR ubiquitin domain containing
Exons: 4
Coding region: 1682-1945 (87 amino acids)
Molecular function (GO): protein binding
Source: RefSeq, a predicted model, not a curated record
GAGAAAGAAAAAGAUGGAAAUCCCAAGAAGAGACAGAGCUGCAGAGAAAAAGACAAAAAGAAAAGAAACAGAAGCGAGGAGACAAACACUGGGGGACAGGCCUAAUUUAGACCUGGCUCGUCUAGAAGAACAAAGAUGCAAAUAGAGACACACAGAUGCAAAUAGAGACAAAAGCAGUUAACACACAGAGGGACCCAGACACCCCUGUAGAUGUUGAGCCCCUGAACCGCCAUACCCUUGGCCCCUGUGUCCUCCAGGUGGCGCCCAAGAGCCACACACCAUGUCACAGCCAGCCCUGCUCAGCCCCUUUUGAAGCCCAAGUCCAACACAGCCUGACCAGGAGGCCCUGGGAUGAGGGACGGAGGUGGAAGCUGGAGCAGAGGGAGCCUCCCUAACCUGACAUCCCAGGCCAAAGCCCCCGGCUGUGUGUUCAUGUCUCGUGUUCAUAUCUGUGCUUAUUUUGGGCUGAGUUUGCUUUGGUCUGUGUGUGCCAGUUUUGAAGUGUGUGUGUCUCAGAGUAUAUGUUUACAUGUGUCCUUAUGUGUGUCUGGAGAGGAGGAAUGACUCUGCAUGUGUAUUCAUACCCACAAGAACCUGCCACUACCUUCUCUAUUCACCUUCCCUGGAAGCUAUGCGUUGAGUCACCCCAGGAAUCCGAGAACUGAAGCAUUUAUAGAGCACCUACAGAUGCCCAGUCUGUCAUGGGGUCCCCAAGAAAAUAUUCCCUAGGGAGACAGGAACAGGAGUUCACGGAGCUGACUGAGCAAGAUUUAGGUUCUACUAAACCUAAGUACCUGCUGUGAGCCAGGCCCUAGCUUGGGGGGCUAACUUUCAUGCUGUCGACUCAGUUUUCUUAUCUGUAAAAUGGACCUGAUAUUAGCAUCUACCUCAUAGUUUUGCUGUUCAGUGAUUGAGCUGAGUUUUGAAAAGCUUUUUGAACCGUGCCUGGUACAGCCUAAGGCUCAGUAUGUGUCAGAAAUCAUCUCAUUUAACCCUUAUAGCUACAAGCACAUCCAUUAACCCAUGGGUCAGUGGGAGCCCCUGAGAAUUCUCCACUCACUGCUCAGAUUAUGAGGGUUGCUUUAAAGACCUAAUGAGACGGAUUCUCAGAUAUCUGCACAAAACUACCCUCUUGGCCUAGCUCCGUGGUUCCAAAGGCAGUGUACAGCGGAAUGAGUAGAUGGGAUUGUGCUGGCUGUACACAUUAGAACUACGUGCUGUUCCAGGCAUCAGGGACUCAGCAGUGAACAAAACAGACAAAAAAAAUCUCUGCCUCAGGAGCUUGUGCUCUAGUGGGAAAAAAACAUAAUAAAUGAAGUUGAUUUGUCAUUCGACAAAGGUGAGUCAUUAUAGUUAAUUAUUAUCCAUCAAAGGCUUCCAACACAAUUUGCUGUUCUACCUUCCAAAAAGAUGGUACCUAUUCCAGCAACAGAGGUUUUGUUUGCAGCUAUGGCGCUUCCAGUAGGCACUUUUAACAUCUGUGCAUAAAUGGAGGGUUGUCUGCAGGUGGGGGCAAGGGGCCCUCGGUCCGCCCUCCCUGCACGCCCCGCCCUCGCUGGGCCUCCCUCAAGCACACUGGGCGUGGCAGGGCGGGGCGCCGCGGGGGCGGGCGGCUAGGCCUGUCGGGCGGGUGCUCAGGGCACUAGUGGCCUGGCCGGGUGUGGAGCUCCCGGCGGGCGCCAUGGAGGGGCUGCGGCGGGGCCUGUCGCGCUGGAAGCGCUACCACAUCAAGGUGCAUCUGGCGGAUGAAGCGCUACUGCUGCCGCUCACGGUGCGGCCGCGUGACACGCUCAGCGACUUGCGCGCCCAGCUGGUGGGCCAGGGUGUGAGCUCCUGGAAGCGUACCUUCUACUACAACGCGCGGAGACUGGACGACCACCAGACGGUGCGCGACGUGUGCCUACAGGACGGCUCCGUGCUGCUGCUCGUCAGUGACUCCAGGUAGUCUGGGUUGGAGGAGGUGGAGCCGUGACUGAGGAGACCGAAGAUGCUGGCUAAAGGAGCAGGCUGGGGCAGGAGACCUUUGGGAGGCUCUGGGUGGACAGUGAAACACUGGCCUGACCAGCUGAUGCCUCAGACACUCCUGACGGAGCCCUGCUCCCUGAAACUGAACUAGGACAUUGCCUCUCCAGCCAGUCAGGCUGUGCCGUGUGACCUGAGACCAGGGCUCCGCCUGGGGACCUUGAGUGCCCAGUCUGCAGCGGGAACCACCGUGCCACCUCGGAGGCUCCCACGCUCAGCCAGGGGGUAUCCUACGAAGAGGAGCCCAGAGAGGGCAGAGGAGCUUGGGCGGCGCCUCUCCUGCCUUGCCUGCUCUCCAGCCACACCUUUGCCCAAGCUGUGCCCCCUGCCUGAAGCGCCUUUCCCACUCCUCUCUGUGGCUCCAACCCACCUGGGAUUCCAGCCUCCUCCAGGAAGUCUUCUUGAAUGCCCUCCUGCCCAGCCAGUGAGCACCCUGUCCUCUUUCGGACCCCCACAAAUCCCUUCUACUGUGAACAGCCUUGACUCUGGGGUACAACCAGUCACUCAGGAAAUCUCAAUGACUAAGGUGGAGACUGGGGGACACCCACCCUCCCCCAGCUUUCAGCGUCACCCUGUGUCCCCCACCCUCACCCCCAAACACCUCCCCACAUUGCAGUCUGUGCCCACACCCUUGGAGGUGGCCUCCUUGUAAUGCCUCACCACCCUGUCCUCUGCAUGGGGUCUCCCAGUUGGGUCUGAAUUAUUCUGGUCCAGUAAGCAGGUAUCUGGGGGCCCCUGUGCCUGGCAGAGUGCUGAGGCAUGGGUGGUAAUCUUUUCUUUCCCACCCCACUCUUGUUUUUAUUGUGACAAUAAAACGUAUUUUUGUCUGGUCCCAAAUGCCACAGACAAGCCUGCAGCCCCCAGACUCCAUACCAUUGGUGACUUGAGUCGAUCUGUCAUGGCUGCAGCCACUCACCCUGCCUUUCAGCCUCUGAGCCUCAUGCAUCAUGGGUGGUAAUCUUGGGAGCGUGCCAGGCAGUGUAUUGUGGGCAUUCUGGGAAUGGGACAC